AAAACCCCUUACAUAAAGUAAAGACUAAAGUAAUACAAUGUAACUGUGUAAGUCUUUAGAUAUAGAAACUCUCUUUCUUUUCUCAAAUUUCUUUUAAAUUCUAGACAAAAUGUAUGUUUUCAAUUUAUUUUAAUUAAUUUUUACUGAUUCUAUUUAAUUUUAACGUGCCAUGGAUUUCCGAGUUUAUUUGGAUGGUAUUCAACGUAUAGUUUCCGGUGUCACCCUUGAAACCACAUGUAAAGAUAUUGUUUUAUGUUUGGCUCAAGCAACUCAGCAAUUUGGAAAAUUUAUUUUGGUUGAGAGAUGGCGAAACAAUGAAAGACUUCUGAAUCCUAAUGAUUAUCCAAUUAAAUUGCUAAGUCAGUGGGGAGAAUAUGCCUCGGAUGUUAUGUUCAUUAUGAAAAGAUGUGAUCAACCAUUGGCUGAUUCAUCUACUAAGUUACAAAGCUCUGCUAAUCAUAAUUUACAGUUACAACAUCAAUUAAGACAACAACAACCACGGCAGUACCAACCGAAUGAUCCUAAUUUGCUUGCGAGUAAAGUUAAUCAAGGCAAUCGUGUAGAAAGUAAUCAUUUAAAGCCAACAAAUUUAAUCAGUGAAAAUCAAGAUCAUUAUGGUACAUGUAUACCUCGAAAACAUGUUUAUUAUCAAGAAGAAAAGUUAAUCAACAUGCCCAGUAAAUCUUCUAGUCAAUCAAUCCCACUAAAUCAGAGUGGUAUUUCACAAGAAUCCCCGGUAGAUAUUGAAUCGGAUUAUGGUACUAAUCAAGCUCUCAUGAAAAGACCAAAGCAUCCACCUCCUUACUAUGAAGCCAUUACUAAAAGUGCGUUAUUAAGAUCUUCACCUUCAGAUCCUGUUGAAGCUAGUCCAGAAGCCUCUGGUGUGCACUGGUUACAAGGAGAAGCUGGAAACUCGUCAAUAUGCUCCAAAGGAAUUAAUCGAUCAAACUGCGAAGAUCAAGAAGAAAGCCAAAGCAUGGUUAAAAGUAGUCGAAACUCUGAGGAAGCUAGAAACAAACAACCAUAUCGUCAUGAUGAAAUUAAAAUAAACGAUGUCAAAUUGUCCAGUUUACAGAAAGAAACGUUAAAUGCCAGUAAUCGCCAAAUCCUCGAGACCAAUUCCUCAAACAAUUAUUGGGCCUCUAAAUUUCGAUCUCUCAAUCCCCGACAAAGACAAGAUGUUCUAAAUGACUCUCGAAGACUCGAUAGACUAUCCGAGAUUCAACGAGAAUCAAUGAUCAAUGUCGAAUCAGAUGAACUCAAUGAUACCAACGAGCUUACUAGAUUUGACAUGGAACCUAAAGCUAUUGAAGUUGACGAAAAUAAAUUGAGAACUCAGUUGUCCGAAAUAGAGAAUCAAAUUUCUGACUGUCGACAAAGUAUUGAACAAUUGAUGGACCAAAUAAAUCAAUUGAACCUUCAAAAAGAAGAGGAGGAAUUGUUAAAGCGAAGAGAGGAAACAAAAAUAAAAACACAACUAAUAGAAAUGACCAAAGAAAAAUCAAUUGAAUUUGAACGUCAGUCCGAACAAUUAAGGAUGGUUGAUGAGGAACUAAAAGAAUCUGAUGAAAUGCUUAAAGAGCGAAUUAAAAAGAUCGAAAAAAUUUUACAAGAUUUGAAGGAAGCAAAUUUACAAGGUCUAAGUUUAUUGCCUAGAGACGAGCUUUUUUCUAAAAAUCUCCCACAAAUGAAGACUUCCCAAAGCCAUGUUAUCAUCAAUCCUGAUGCCAGAAAUUCAUUCCAAACUAAACAACAAAGACCCGGUAGCACAAGGAAAAUGUUUGUCCCUCCUCGAGAGCUGAAAAAUGCUGUUGCUACCAGUAAAAACCCUCACGGAGUUUGGGUUUGAGCAUUUUUAACUAUUAUCAAGUUAUCCAGUUAUCUUCCAACCUUCCAAAGACAAAGAAAGUUACAAUUCGCAAAGCUACUUAGUCUUCUCCGUCCAAAGUUAUUUUUUGAAAUCAACAUUACCAUAACAAGGAUUAUCCCUUAAUUUACCUCACUAAUUUUUAUCCAUUUCUUUUUUUAACAUAGACAAUCAUCAUAAAGUUUUCACUUAUGAAAGCUUUUGUUAACUACUUAUGGUACUUUUAUAGUGAUCACAAAAUUGUAAAAUUGUCCAUUUAACCAGCUCAUUUACAAGCUUCAAGUUAAAUCUUCUAAUUUCAACUUGUAGUGAAUUAAUUUAAGAUUUAUUAGAGAAUCGAUGUAACAAUGAUGAACGAGACUCAGUUUAAUCUGAGAACGUUUUAUCAGAUGAAACACAGGCAAAUCUUCCCUCUAAGAUUUAUAAACUUGCUUUUCUUUUGUUAUUCUAACUUCCUAACUAAAACAGUCACUAACUUAGCAAAAAGAAAAGCAAAGAAAUUAUGUUUAUCUUUCAUAUAUUAACCAACUAUCAAAGCAAUUUCACAAAUUGACAUUUUUAUUAUACAAUUUGUCAAUUAAUUAACCUUUAACAAAACACAAAAAUGCUAUCACAGCUCACCAAUCAAAUUACCUUUGAAAAUUAAAACUCCAUGCAAAAUGAAA
Tetranychus urticae (two-spotted spider mite) is the source of this 2532-nucleotide messenger RNA. RefSeq names its product ras association domain-containing protein 8 (gene RASSF8). The record is from RefSeq and is a predicted model, not a curated record. Gene Ontology annotation, biological process: signal transduction. NCBI's taxonomy places the organism in Eukaryota, Metazoa, Arthropoda, Arachnida, Trombidiformes, Tetranychidae.